UUCUGAACGCAGCAGCGACAACAUGGCUGACGUUACAGCGGUGGACGGAGAGAAACUCAGCAAAAAGUCUUUCUGCUGACUGGUAGCUCAGCAUGCUGUGUCUGGUCAGGGCAGCCAGGCAGCAGCUGUGCCAGGCCUUUGGGGUCAGUGGGCAGUGGUUAAAAUAUGCCCCUCCGAGUACAGUUGCAGUCCCAGCUCAAAUUUACGGGAACCGUUGGAAAGGUGGCAAAAGUGAGCUGAAGAGACGAAUGAAAGCUGAGAAGAAGGCAGCUGAGAAGGAAGCAAAAGUUAAGGAUAUGGCUGAGCAAAAGAAGGAAUCUAAUGACAAGGAAACAGCGAAUGUCUGUGGGCUUGAUGAGGAGACACUUGACCCAAAUCAAUACUUUAAGAUCCGAACCCAAGCUAUCCAAGAGCUGAAGGGCACAACGGAGGACCCGUACCCUCACAAGUACCAUGUAGACCUGUCACUCACAGAGUUCAUUGAGAAAUACAACCAUCUACAGCCAGGAGACCACCUAUCAGAUGUUGUUCUCAAUGUGACAGGUCGUGUCCAUGCUAAAAGGGCUUCAGGUGCUAAGCUGCUUUUCUACGACCUCCGAGGGGAAGGUGUCAAACUGCAAGUUAUGGCAAAUUCAAGAAACUAUAAAUCUGAGGAGGCCUUUGUCGCCAUCAAUAACAAGCUGCGUCGUGGAGACAUUAUCGGGGUUCGUGGUAACCCAGGGAAGACAAAAAAAGGGGAGUUGAGCAUCAUUCCCAUUGAGAUGACCCUCCUCUCACCUUGUUUGCACAUGUUGCCCCAUCUUCACUUUGGCCUGAAAGACAAGGAAACACGAUUCCGUCAGCGCUAUUUGGAUCUGAUUCUCAAUGACUAUGUGAGGCAGAAGUUUGUAACACGCUCCAAAAUUAUCACAUACCUGCGCAGCUUUUUGGACCAGCUGGGAUUUUUGGAGAUUGAGACACCGAUGAUGAACCUCAUUCCUGGUGGAGCUGUGGCCCGUCCAUUUGUUACUUACCACAACGAGCUUGACAUGAACCUCUACAUGAGGAUCGCUCCUGAGCUCUACCACAAGAUGCUUGUGGUCGGUGGGAUAGACAGAGUGUACGAGAUUGGGCGUCAGUUUAGAAAUGAAGGCAUCGACCUUACUCAUAAUCCAGAGUUCACCACCUGUGAAUUCUAUAUGGCAUAUGCAGAUUACCACGACUUGAUGGAAAUUACAGAGAAACUCCUCUCAGGAAUGGUGAAGCACAUCACCGGAGGAUACAAAGUCACAUAUCAUCCUGAUGGUCCUGAAGGACAAGCCUACGAGAUCGACUUCACUCCACCCUUCAGGAGAGUGAGCAUGACCCAUGACCUGGAGAAGAUCAUGGGGGUUAAAUUCCCUCCAACUGACUCCUACGACUCUGAUGAGACACGGAAAUUCUUUGAUGAUCUUUGUACCCAAAAAGGAGUUGAAUGUCCUCCACCCAGAACCACAGCCCGACUCCUUGACAAGCUGGUUGGAGAUUUCCUCGAGGUCACCUGUAUCAACCCCACCUACAUCUGUGACCAUCCUCAAAUCAUGAGCCCUCUGGCAAAAUGGCACCGAUCACAGAAAGGACUCACAGAGCGUUUUGAGCUCUUUGUGAUGAAGAAGGAAAUCUGCAAUGCAUACACUGAGUUGAACGAUCCGAUUAGACAGAGGGAGCUUUUCGAACAACAAGCCAAGGCCAAAGCCGAGGGUGAUGAUGAAGCCAUGUUCGUUGAUGAGACCUUCUGCAACGCACUCGAAUAUGGACUCCCACCAACAGCUGGAUGGGGGAUGGGCAUUGAUCGUCUCACCAUGUUCCUCACAGAUUCCAAUAACAUCAAGGAGGUGCUGCUGUUCCCUGCCAUGAAGCCUGAUGACAAUAAGACAUCAGCGCCCACAGAGGGCACCUCUGUCUAAAAGGCACGACCUCUGACCUCCCCUGCUCUAAACAUCUCUGCAGGAGUCUGCACAGGGACUUAACCUCACUGUGGUGAUCAGUGUGUUUUAUCAGCGUUGGUUUGUCAAAGGGAAAUGGUCUCGUCUCGGUUAUGUGGUUGAAUGAUAAACAAUGACAAAUGGGUUGUCCUUUCUUUUGUAUUUCUUACACUUUAUGAUCAUAUUUGCUGCAUUCUACUUGUGUGACUGUUAGGAGAUAUUUUAAUCCGUAUGUCACCCAGACUGUAAAUGGUAUCAGAUCAGGACGUUAAGUGCAUUCUGCUGUUUUGUACAAAUCUCAGUAAAAUAUGCUUGAAUAAUCUUUAGCAUAUUCAAAGUGAGUGAGAGGAUCAAAUAUACAGAGUAUUAAGAGUACAUGCACCGCAGCUCCCUCACCUCUGACCUGUCCACUAAAUCCAUCUGUUUUUACCAGGUAUGAUCAUUUUCCUUGGACUCCAGAAAUUCAAUAAUCCUCUGACCAGAAGUGUAAACCUGUCUGAAUAAACUGAAUAUGAAUCUGCA
Sphaeramia orbicularis (orbiculate cardinalfish) is the source of this 2465-nucleotide messenger RNA. RefSeq names its product lysyl-tRNA synthetase 1 (gene kars1). Gene Ontology annotation, molecular function: ATP:ADP adenylyltransferase activity; ATP binding; lysine-tRNA ligase activity. Gene Ontology annotation, cellular component: mitochondrion; cytosol; cytoplasm. Lineage: Eukaryota; Metazoa; Chordata; Actinopteri; Kurtiformes; Apogonidae. Gene Ontology annotation, biological process: positive regulation of macrophage activation; basophil activation involved in immune response; diadenosine tetraphosphate biosynthetic process. Bases 93 to 1925 code for a protein of 610 amino acids. The transcript has 15 exons. The record is from RefSeq and is a predicted model, not a curated record.